Molecule: messenger RNA, 5394 nt
Organism: Hippocampus comes (tiger tail seahorse)
Lineage: Eukaryota; Metazoa; Chordata; Actinopteri; Syngnathiformes; Syngnathidae
Gene: brinp1
Product: bone morphogenetic protein/retinoic acid inducible neural-specific 1
Exons: 7
Coding region: 47-2326 (759 amino acids)
Biological process (GO): negative regulation of mitotic cell cycle; cellular response to retinoic acid; positive regulation of neuron differentiation
Cellular component (GO): dendrite; neuronal cell body; cytoplasm
Source: RefSeq, a predicted model, not a curated record
CCACAUAAUGGAGCGAGAAUGAACAGAGAGCGGCUGAAAAAAAAGCAUGAACUGGAGGUUUAUUGAGGUCAUCUGCUUCCUGUUUAUAUGGGACCAUAUAACAGUCCAGUCUUCCCGCCAGGACCCAUUGGCCACUGAGCAACAUGUUGCCAAGCAGUAUGACUGGCUCAUCUCCGACCGCGGACCGUUCCACCACUCACGCAGUUAUCUGUCCUUUGUGGAUAGAUUCCGCCAAGGAUUCACGACCAGAUAUAAAAUUUAUAGGGAAUUUGCACGUUGGAAGGUGAGGAAUACAGCGAUCGAGAGGCGGGACCUGAUCCGGAACCCCGUGCCGCUCAUGCCCGAGUUCCAGCGCAGCGUCCGCCUGCUGGGCCGCAGACCGACCACGCAGCAGUUCAUCCACACCAUCAUCAAAAAAUAUGGCACCCACAUUCUCAUCUCGGCCACGCUGGGAGGGGAGGAGGCGCUCACAAUGUACCUGGCCAAAAACAAGCUGGACAGGAAGCUGGCCAACGCCACUCAGAAUGUGGAAGCCCUCCACCAGCUGGCCUCCUCCUACUUCAUCGACCGCGACGGCACAAUGAGGAAGCUGCACGAGAUCCAAAUCUCCACCAAUGCCAUCAAGGUGACAGAGACGCGCACGGGCCCUUUGGGAUGCAGCAGCUACGACAAUCUGGACUCGGUCAGCUCCGUCCUGCUGCAGAGCCCCGAGAGCAAGCUUCAUCUGCAAGGUCUUCAGGUCAUUUUCCCCGAGUAUUUGCAGGAGAAGUUCGUCCAGUCGGCUCUGAGCUACAUCAUGUGUAACGGCGAAGGGGAGUACCUGUGUCGCAACAACCAGUGCAUUUGCCAGUGUUCGGAGGAGUACCCCCAGUGCAACUGUCCCAUCACCGACAUCCAAAUCAUGGAGAACACCAUGCUGGGCAUGGCCGAGUCAUGGCUAUCCUCCUACAAAGAUUUUGAGAACUCCGAUGAAUUCAAGUCCUUCCUGAAGAGGUUGCCCUCCACCCACUUCCUGCCCAUCAACAGCGUGCACUUGCUGUGGGGCAGCGACUGGGACCUGCAGGCUCGCUACAGGCUGCUCCAGAGCUCCCUCGAGGUCCAGCGGCUCAAGAUCCAGCGCACUGCCCGCAAGCUCUUUGGCCUGAGCAUCCGCUGUCACCACAAUCCCAACCACCAGAUGCCCAGGGAGAGGUCGGUGAUGCAGUGGCUCAACAGGGUCCAGUCCUUCCUCUACUGCAACGAGAACGGCUUUUGGGGAACCUUCCUGGAAAGCCAGCGAACGUGCGUGUGCCACACGGGCGUCACCCUGUGCCAGCGACCGAUCCCUUGCGUCAUCGGCGGCAACAACAGCUGCGCCAUGUGCAGCUUGGCCAACAUCUCGCAGUGCGGCUCGUGCAACAAGGGCUACAAGUUGUACCGCGGCCGCUGCGAGCCUCAAAAUGUGGACUCGGAGCGCAGCGAGCAAUUCAUUAGCUUCGAGACGGACCUGGACUUUCAGGACUUGGAACUGAAGUACCUGCUGCAGAAAAUGGACUCGCGACUGUACAUCCACACGACGUUCAUCAGCAACGAGAUCCGCCUGGAGACUUUCUUUGACCCGCGGUGGCGCAAGCGCAUGUCCCUGACGCUGAAAAGCAACAAAAACCGCAUGGACUACCUCCACAUGAUCAUCGGCCUGUCUAUGAAGAUCUGUCAGAUGCGGAACAGCAGCAUCGACCCCAUGUUCUUCGUCUACGUCAACCCGUUCAGCGGCAGCCACUCGGAAGGCUGGAGCAUGCCCUUUGGCGAGCACGGGUACCCCCGCUGGGAAAAGGUGCGCCUGCAGAACACCCAGUGCUUCAACUGGACCCUGUUGCUGGGCAACCGCUGGAAGACCUUCUUCGAGACCGUGCACAUCUACCUGAGGAGCCGAGCCAAGAUCCCCACCGGCCUGCGCAACGACACGGGCCCCGUCGACCUGGCCGACCCCAACAAGCGGCAGAUCUACAUCAAAAUCUCCGACAUCCAGGUGUUCGGCUACAGCCUGCGCUUCAACGCCGAUCUGCUCCGCAGCGCCGUGCAGCAGGUCAACCAGUCCUACACGCAAGGAAACCAGUUCUACUCCUCGUCAUCCGUCAUGCUCCUCUUGCUGGACAUCCGGGAUCGGAUUAACCGCCUCGCCCCUCCGUCUGCGCCCGGCAAACCCCAGCUGGACCUCUUUUCCUGUAUGCUGAAGCAUCGGCUCAAGCUCAACAACAGCGAGAUGAUCCGGGUCAAUCAUGCCUUGGACAUGUACAGCACAGAGAUACUCAAACAAUCCGAUCAUCUGACUGCAAAACUGUGUUGAUCGCUUCCGAACGCCAAUUUAAGGACGGGAGAAUGACACGGAAGCGCACUCGCAAAUGAACCCAACCUCUGGCGGGGGGGGGGGCUCUUAUUGACUCUCAUUGACUUCUUUUGCCUUUUUCCUUUUUUGGGGGGGGACCUUUUCUGCCUUUUUGAUGUGACGCAAACUUUGUAAAAGCAUACUUCGUAAAAAAAAACGGGGGAGGGGGAACGGAAAAGGCAUCCAUGAAAGGAAGACCUGAAUCGGAACUAACGUUAAAAGGACUGUAACGUACCUGUCCAAGCAUGUCUGUCAUUUCCCCAAAGAACUUUAAUGUCAGCGAGAGAGAGAUUAAAAAAAAAAAUACUUGUGAUAAAGAGGCCUUGACUGGAAGGUUGUAUCUGUAACUGCCAUUCUUCUUUACCUGGGAAAUUGAAAAGAAGAAAAAACAUUUUUCACAAAAAACAAACAAACAAAAAAAAAACAGGCAGACCAGAUUUCCUUUUAUUUGCUCUAACGUGCAAAAUAAAAAUGUUUGUAUACACCCGGAGAAUUGAGAAACAGCUCGAGAGCGUGUAAUGUAGUCAACACAUUUAUUAUUAUAGAGUCUUUAUUACUUUUCCAAGCCUCGGCGAGUCGGUGAGUUAUGAAGCACUCGGUCACUGUUCUGACAUGUAAGGCACACGCAGCAGGCCGGGAAUUGAUCGUCACGUCAAAGAACAAAAAGCCAGCUGUUUAUAAAUAUACAGACAUAGACCGUGUAUGUGUGCGUGCGUGCGCGCGCGUGUGUGUGUGGAUGUCAGCGCAUACCUUUUUACUUUUUUUUGGCUUGCUAAUUGAAUGUGUCCAAUUUUUCAAUUCAGAGUAUUUCUUGCGUGUUUCCAAUUUUUAUUUAUUUAUAUUUGGGGGGAGGGGGGGGGCUCUCGUGGUUUCACAAGGCAGUGGCUUUCCUGGCUGCGCGAGUGCAUCAUUGUCGUGGAUUUAACCGUCGAUGCUAAUUUUGUACUGCUUUGCGUAAAAUGGACAACCAAACGGACAAAAAAAAUAUAUAUCUAUAUAUAUGGUAAAAAUGUUGUGAUUGCUGGUUUGUGGAGCUUUUUCUUGGGCACCAAAAUCUUAGCGAGCGUUCACCGAACAGGCAUAUUGACAACACAAAGCCAUAGAUGCCCCGCCACCCGCCACCACCAACCUCUGCCCCAGGAUCAAGUAAUGUUCAAUCCCGUUUCAUUUUACACGCACUAAAAGACGUUUUGCUUCUCUCUCGGUUGAUAUGAGACAAAAAGCACAGUGAACGAUAUGUUGGCACUCUCACUGGAUUUCGAUGUUGUGCUGGGGGAAAAAAUACUCAAAUGUAAAAUCUUAAAGUACAUUUUUAAUCCGGAAUCCUUUCACCAGCACCAGAGUUUUUGUUUCUCGAUGAAAACCCUUCCCGACAUGGUGUGGGUUUUUUUUUUUGUUUGUUUUUUCUUAUUUAUCCCGGAUGGCUGUAUGUAUAUAAUCCCACUUGUUGAACAUGGAAAUGAUAUCAGCGCUUCUCUCAUGUGUUUUGCUGGUGAAACCUGUUGACAUGGUGUCUUUAUUAUUCUAUUGGCACAAAAAAAAAAAGGAAAAACUGUGUAAGACCCCAGUUGCAGACCAAUUUUUUUUCAGAUGUUACUUUUAUUUUGGUUAACUUGCUAUAUAUUGCUGCUUUACUGCUAAGUGUGACAUUAAGUCUUGUGGACGUUGCAGAGGCACAUCUUCCAAAUCUGGAUUUGGAGAUUUUAAUCACUCCUUUUUUUUUUUUUGGUCUGAUUCGCUAUUCACAAUAUUUAAAGUGGACAUAACUUGGAAAACUGACAUUGAAUUCUUUGUAUACGCACAGUUGGGUCUCUGGUGUGCCUAUCGGGCUGUUAGGUGUGAAAUUAUACCGCCACGUCAAUCUUGUGUGAGCUAACUAUUUCUAAAAUGUCUCUGUGAGCGAGCCUUUUAGAUUUUUAGCUGAAUUUUCAUCAUUCAAAUUCCACGCCGAUUUUCAACGCCCAUGACUGGGUAGGAAGAGCCACCAUUUUACGAAUGACGGAGGGACUGAACGGAAAUAUUGUCAUGUCAAAACUGAAAGCUCAGCAGAGGUGGAGUGUUAGCGCACAUUUGUGUUAGCUACACGUUAGCGCGCGAGACAAAAGUCAUUUAAGAUUUUGUCAGAAAGGCUGGAAAAAAAAAAACACUGGACAAAAAUAUUGAAAAAUAUUCAUCCCUGUCACCGACCUAAAGAGACCUUGGAACUGUUUUUAACGGUGAAAAAAACUGAGUAAUACGUCACCGUUAGCGUCACCUUCUCAGCAUUGCUUUCCUUUUUCGCCCUCAGUGUGAAUUGCUGGAUAGCUAAGUUCCAUUUGCGCGUGACUCAUUUAGCAUUUCAAGCGGUAGGAAUGUCACUGUUAAAAUUAAAAGUACAAAGCCGUUCCGAAAAAGGGUACCCCCCCCCUUCCCUGCCCCCACAGCAAAUCUUACACUUUAAGUGUCACGUCGUAUUUGUUCAUUCCGCUCAGCGACGAGUUCUCAGCUUAAUAGCAUGCUAAUAUGGACAUGGUAGAACGUGGCAUAACAUCGCAAGUGCAUCAUUUUUGCAUGCUAACAAUUAGCAUCUUUUUUAGUGUAUUUUAGUUGAAGUUGAAUUUUCCGAACCCGAAAGCAGUUGCCUCCCCAUCUUCUAAUUUACUGCAAUGGUCGACGCGUUUAUUUUCAUUGGGCUUUCAUGCUUACUGACUGAUUGUUUGUUUUUCUUUCUUUUUUUUUUUUUUUAAGCUCGCGGAUGCUUUCGUAUCGCGGGUGAAUUACUGCUGAAAAAUGUGCAGGAAUGCCUCCAAUGAGUGGACGUCAGAGCAGAAAUCGAUGCCAGUCUCGGCCUGUAAAAGAUCCACUAAAAAGUCCCCGAUGUAUUAGCACUUGAUUGGACAAUUCCUGAGAAACGCUACCAUAUAAUUCUUUUAUUUUAAUGUCGUCAUUAUAAUUAUAUAAGUGCCUGUUAUUUAUCCCUUUAACAUGUUUAGAGCUGGUCACAAAAGUCUCAGUCAAUGACAAUCUCCUCUCAAGGAGGUUUUGCUGUU